CCUCGGGAAGGCGGCGGGCUGCUCCAGCCCUCGGCGUCGCGGGCGCCAUGGUAGGUGGCGAGGCUGCCGCCGCGGUGGAAGAGCUGGUGUCGGGCGUGCGGCAGGCGGCCGACUUCGCGGAGCAGUUCCGCUCCUACUCCGAGAGCGAGAAGCAAUGGAAAGCCCGCAUGGAAUUCAUCCUGCGCCACCUGCCCGACUACCGCGACCCGCCCGACGGCGGCGGCCGCCUGGACCAGCUGCUGUCUCUGUCCAUGGUGUGGGCCAACCACCUCUUCCUGGGCUGCAGUUACAAUAAAGACCUUUUAGACAAGGUGAUGGAAAUGGCUGAUGGGAUUGAAGUGGAAGACCUGCCACAGUUCACUACAAGAAGUGAAUUAAUGAAAAAGCAUCAAAGCUAAGACGGAAGAUUAACGUAGUGUCAUCAUGAGCUGCAGGCUUACAAAGGAGGCUGGGACAAGUGUGACACUGACCACAGAGCUCUGGAGACUGCUGGGACUGCCAACAGAAAGAGGCAGGUGGAAUGACAGGGAGCCUGUCUCAGCUGGCUUUUUCCAAGUCCUCGCCCUUUGAGUAGCUGUCACUGUAACAGUGUGCAUGGAUAUUUAUGUAUUUAUAGAUCAUGCCGUCUGAGGUGAACUCAACAACAUUGUACGAGCCCUCUUUCCUGUUGUUUUAUAAAUGCCAAACUUUUUGUUUAAAAUGCUCUUUUUAAAUAUAUUAAUGUAAUAAUGGCAGGUAA
Lepus europaeus (European hare) is the source of this 739-nucleotide messenger RNA. RefSeq names its product CDKN2A interacting protein N-terminal like (gene XTBD1). Bases 48 to 398 code for a protein of 116 amino acids. Lineage: Eukaryota; Metazoa; Chordata; Mammalia; Lagomorpha; Leporidae. The record is from RefSeq and is a predicted model, not a curated record. The transcript has 3 exons.